CGGAGGCGGCCGCCACACCUAGGGCGCUGUGGAGCCCGGGGCUGGCGCGGGCGGAGCCGCCCAAAGGGCCGCGCGGGUCCCCGGCUUCGGCCCCGCCCCGCGCCGUCCAAUGAGAGCCCGCGGCCGAGGGGCUGUCCGCGCACUCUGCCCGCAGCCCGGCUCGGCGCAGCCGACCCCCUGACACCAAGCCCUGCGCCGGGGCAGCGCGUCCCAGACCUUGAGCUUGGCGCGCCCCGGUCGGCUUCCGGACCCCGUUCCUUGCGCCCCUCUCCGGGUCGCUGCGCCCCGGCUCCUGGUCUCCAGGUGCCUCUGGGUCCCGGGCCAGCUGCGAGCCCUAUGGCCCCCCAGGGGGAUGAGGUAGGAGCAGCCUGAGUACCCCGAGCCGGUGCCCCGUCCACGCCCCUCCGGGCCGCGCGGCGGGAGUCAUCGGGGAGCUAUGGUGAAGCCGGGUAGUGCAGAGGAAGCCGCGCAGCUCCCCCUUCGGCGCACCCGUGCCCCUGUCCCCGCGCUCGGGCCAGGACCCGCGGCCCCCGACGGCUCUCGGGCCUCUGCCCGCCUCGGUCUUGCCUGCAUGCUUCUGCUGUUGCUGCUGACGCUCCCGGCCCGCGUAGACACAUCCUGGUGGUACAUCGGGGCCCUGGGGGCCCGAGUGAUCUGUGACAAUAUUCCUGGUCUGGUGAGCCGGCAGCGGCAGCUGUGCCAGCGUUACCCAGACAUCAUGCGCUCGGUGGGCGAGGGUGCCCGAGAAUGGAUCCGAGAGUGCCAGCACCAGUUCCGCCACCACCGCUGGAACUGUACCACGCUGGAUAGGGACCACACUGUCUUUGGCCGUGUCAUGCUCAGAAGCAGCCGGGAGGCAGCAUUUGUAUAUGCCAUCUCGUCAGCAGGGGUGGUCCAUGCUAUUACCCGCGCCUGUAGCCAGGGUGAACUGAGUGUGUGCAGCUGUGAUCCCUACACUCGUGGCCGACACCAUGACCAACGUGGGGAUUUUGACUGGGGUGGCUGCAGUGACAACAUCCACUAUGGUGUUCGCUUUGCCAAGGCCUUUGUGGAUGCCAAGGAAAAGAGGCUCAAGGAUGCCCGGGCCCUCAUGAACUUACAUAACAACCGCUGUGGUCGCACGGCUGUGCGGCGGUUUCUGAAGCUCGAGUGUAAGUGCCACGGCGUAAGCGGCUCCUGUACUCUGCGAACCUGCUGGCGUGCACUCUCAGACUUCCGCCGCACAGGUGACUACCUGCGGCGGCGCUAUGACGGCGCUGUGCAGGUGACAGCAACCCAGGAUGGCGCCAACUUCACGGCAGCCCGCCAAGGCUAUCGCCGUGCCACCCGGACUGACCUUGUCUACUUCGACAACUCCCCAGACUACUGUGUCCUGGACAAGGCUGCCGGUUCCCUAGGCACCGCGGGCCGUGUCUGCAGCAAGACAUCUAAAGGGACAGAUGGUUGCGAAAUCAUGUGCUGUGGCCGAGGGUAUGACACAACUCGAGUCACCCGCGUCACCCAGUGUGAGUGCAAGUUCCACUGGUGCUGUGCAGUGCGGUGUAAGGAGUGCAGAAACACUGUGGACAUCCACACGUGCAAAGCCCCCAAGAAGGCAGAGUGGCUGGACCAGACCUGAACAUAUAAAUACCUCACUCGUCCCUCUACUUCAAACCUCCUGACUCAGAAGCACAAGAUUUUGCAUGCACACCUUCCUCUAUCCUCAACUUUGGGCUGCUACAGUUUCUAUUUAAGGACUUGGAGAGUAAUCCAGAAGGACUCUGGUGUCCUGACUGGUUCCUUAGCCCUGGGAAGGAGUUGACAGGGGAUGUAAGAAAUUGAAUGGUUCCCUGACUGCCCCCCUGGAGGUGAGAUGGGAGAGGGGUAGAGGUAGGGUCUUCAGAAUGAUAGAAGUUGCACUAAAGCCCACAGUCAAGGCUCAUCUUUUCUUUCCUUUGCACCGGCUCCCUGACACUUCUGGUGUGAGCAAGAGGAAGGGUACCUGGAGAGAGCUUCUUUGUGUUCCUACCUGACUGAGGGGAGAUGGGACAGAGAUGAAACCACAUCUGUUCCCUGGGUCAGUUUGAGCAGACUGCCUGGUACCCCAAAAGAAACUCUUAGGCUACAACUGUCUUCCAUUAUCAAGAGCCUGGGAUAGCUAGUUAAGAGUUAGCCAUAGUGGACAAGGUUCCAUUCACAUGCUCAUAAGGUUUAUAAACUGCUGUACUUUGUAGGGGAAAGAAUUAUAUAAUUAUACAAACAUA
This is a messenger RNA of Mustela lutreola (European mink), 2243 nucleotides long. RefSeq names its product Wnt family member 2B (gene WNT2B). The transcript has 5 exons. Gene Ontology annotation, molecular function: cytokine activity; frizzled binding. The record is from RefSeq and is a predicted model, not a curated record. Lineage: Eukaryota; Metazoa; Chordata; Mammalia; Carnivora; Mustelidae. Bases 437 to 1618 code for a protein of 393 amino acids. Gene Ontology annotation, cellular component: extracellular region. Gene Ontology annotation, biological process: multicellular organism development; canonical Wnt signaling pathway; neuron differentiation.